Thamnophis sirtalis is the source of this 1545-nucleotide messenger RNA. RefSeq names its product testis-specific serine/threonine-protein kinase 5. Gene Ontology annotation, molecular function: ATP binding; tau-protein kinase activity. The record is from RefSeq and is a predicted model, not a curated record. NCBI's taxonomy places the organism in Eukaryota, Metazoa, Chordata, Lepidosauria, Squamata, Natricidae. Gene Ontology annotation, cellular component: cytoplasm. Gene Ontology annotation, biological process: intracellular signal transduction; protein phosphorylation; microtubule cytoskeleton organization.
AUGAAGAGCUUCUCGAAGCGCGAGGCCGACCGGAGGACGUUCUUGGAACAGGUCCGGGAAAGCAAGGAGAAUGGCUACCUCCUCUCUUCCAAGAAAAUCGGGUCGGGGGCUUUCUCCAAAGUCUACCUGGGUUACGCCACCCAGGAGAAGAUGAUGCAGAACUACAAGCUGGCUUCAGACCUCAGGAAUAAGCGGCACUCCAUGGUUGCUAUAAAGAUAAUUUCAACAGCAGAGGCACCGGUGGAAUAUACCAAAAAGUUCCUUCCAAGAGAAAUCUACUCCCUGAAUGUUACGUACAAGCACCUAAAUGUGAUCCAGCUCUAUGAGAUGUAUCGGAACAGUAAGCGCACCUACCUGGUGCUGGAGUUGGCCUCCCGGGGGGACCUCCUGGAGCACAUCAACGCCACGUCUGACCGGAGGGAGUAUCCUGGCCUGGAGGAGGAGGAGGCACGGAGGCUUUUCCGACAGAUUGUCAGUGCUGUUGCCCAUUGUCACAACGUUGGCAUUGUCCACAGAGACUUGAAGUGUGAGAACAUUUUAUUGGAUGAACGUGGCUUCAUUAAACUGACAGAUUUCGGCUUUGCCAACCGCUACUCCUUGAAGAAUUCUCUGAUGAGCACCUUCUGUGGCUCUGUGGCCUACACCGCCCCCGAGAUCCUCAUGAGCAAGAAAUACAAUGGGGAGCUGGCUGACCUAUGGAGCCUUGGGGUGAUCCUCUACGCCAUGGUGACAGGGAAGCUCCCCUUCAAGGAGCGCCAGCCGCACAAGAUGAUCCACGUCAUCAAGCAGGGCCUGGCCUUCCGGCAGCCGAUCUCACCAGAAUGCCAGAAUCUCAUCGAGGGCCUGUUGCAGCUGAAGCCGGCGGCCCGACUGGGGUUGCAGCAGGUGGCCACGCACCGCUGGAUGCUCCCGGCUACCUCGGCCAUCUUCCACCGGGUGAUGAGCUCCAUGGGAGUCCAUCCGGAGUGCUCCAUGGGCCAAGAGAAGCCUCAGACGGCACCAGGCGACGUUGGCAGCCCUUCGGCCCAGCUGCCGGACCUCGAGAGCCCCGCCAAGAGCCCCGAGGGCCCGGCCAAGGAGAGCAAGGUCCUGCCGCCCACCCGCGCCUCCUCGGCCGCGGGCGCUUUCCCGCCCCGGGCCAAAGCUGAGAAGAAGAGCCCGCCGGUCACGCCAGCCAACUGCGUGCUGCAGCUGCCCUCGCCGCGCAAGACGGAGCGCCCGCCGCGCCUCUCGCUCUACCGGCCCAGCCUGCUGACCACCCUGCAGCCCUUCCACCACCUGCCCAACUUCCGCAAGCCCGGCUCGGGCUUCUCGGCCAGCGCCUACAUGACCAACAAGCAGCUCGGGGAGAAGGCGCCCGCCCGCGCUGCCGGCCUGGGCAGCGCCUCGCCCAGCCUUUCCAAGCAAGUCCACUCCCUCUACAGCAUGACGCCCUGCCCGUGACGCACCUGCCCCAUGCCUGGGCCGCUCGCGGUGGCAGCCCGGCCCAUCCACCCGGGGCAGCGCUCGGCCCGAUGCCCGGGACCCCCGUCGCCGGACGAGCCC